Thunnus maccoyii (southern bluefin tuna) is the source of this 2816-nucleotide messenger RNA. Its product is annotated as arachidonate 12-lipoxygenase, 12R-type-like. The coding region runs from base 210 to 2252 and encodes 680 amino acids. NCBI's taxonomy places the organism in Eukaryota, Metazoa, Chordata, Actinopteri, Scombriformes, Scombridae. Gene Ontology annotation, molecular function: iron ion binding; oxidoreductase activity, acting on single donors with incorporation of molecular oxygen, incorporation of two atoms of oxygen; protein binding. The record is from RefSeq and is a predicted model, not a curated record. The transcript has 16 exons. Gene Ontology annotation, biological process: linoleic acid metabolic process; lipid oxidation.
AGUAUUGCAUCCUUACCGACGCUUACAGAAAGGUAAACCAGGUGAAAGUUAACAACCUUUGAUUAAAAAUGAGCCAAGUAUCAAACAUUUCGAUGCGGGCAUUGUCAUGGCACGACGACAACUGUGAAUGGACACGUCUCUGGAAGAAGAAACGGAACUGUGAAACUUGAAACACUCUGCUCACCUGCCGUUUGACUGAAAGAGAGGACAUGAAGGACGUCUGUCAACAAGCAAACAAAAAGACUGUCAACGCAACAAGUGCAGUGGGACAUUCAUUCAUGAAACUUCAUUUCUGUGAAAGACGAGAACAUGGACUUCAAAAACAUGGGAAGAAGAGCGACCACACAUGGCUCCGAAGCAAGAAUGGGGUGGCCUCCUUCAGCAUUGGAGCGGUGUCUACCUUCCCUGUGUCCUCUCCUGCUUCCCUUGGCAAUCUGCUCUUGAUAGAGCUAGACAAACAGCCUAACCCUCCGUUUCCCGAAGACUCCUGGUUCCUUUCUCAGGUGACAGUCAAAUCUCCAGAGGGAGACACCUACAAUUUUCCUGUCUAUCGCUGGAUCAGUGAUGGCCAGGUUCACCAGUUCCGAGAAGCAAGAGCUUUGAGAGCAUCCGAAGAUAUUACUGUUACUGGCAUGGACUGGAGGAAGAAUGACCUGACACAGAGAAUGGACGACUACUCUUGGGAUGUAUAUAUAGAUGGAAUAGCCCACUGCAUGAAAGCAGACAGCCCUCUUUCUCUGCCUUGUGAGGUCCGUUCCACCUUCACCAGGACUAUACAGAUGGGAUACACUGUACUCAAAGGAUUGGUGGAACUGAAACUGAAGGGACUGGCUGACAACCAGGAAAACUGGACUCAUAUUGAUGAUAUUGAACAAGUGUUCUGCUACAGAUUUACACAUUUAUCAGACCGUGUUCAAAACCUUUGGAGGAACGACGCCUUUUUUGGCUACCAGUUCCUAAACGGUGUCAACCCCAUGAUCAUCCAGAGUUGUACAGUCCUGCCUGAGAACUUCCCUGUCACUGAUGACAUGGUCUUCCCCAGUGGUCAAUGCAGAUUAGAGGAUGAAAUGCGGAAAGGCAACAUUUUCCUGUGUGACUACAAGCUUUUGGAUGGAGUGAUGACGAACGUCAUUAAUGACAAGAAGCAGUACCUGGCGGCUCCCCUCAUCCUGCUCCACAGAACUGCCAAUGAUACACUGAUGCCCAUUGCUAUUCAGCUGAAGCAGAAGCCAGCAGAAGACAAUCCCAUCUUUUUGCCUACUGACUCUGAAUAUGACUGGUUGACAGCCAAGAUUUUUGUGAGAAGCGCAGACUUCAACAUGCAUCAACUCAAUUUUCACCUGCUGCGCACUCACCUGCUGGCUGAAGUUUUUGCAGUGUCACUGCUGCGCAACCUGCCCAUGGUACAUCCACUGUACAAGCUCCUCAUUCCUCACACACACUUCACUCUCCAGAUCAACUUCUUAGCCCGACAACUACUGAUAUCAGAUGACGGAGUUUUCACAAAGUUUGCAGCUUCUGGUGGAGAGGGUAUGAUCACAAUCAUGAAGAGAGCACAGUCCUCACUGACCUACAGCUCCCUCUGCAUACCAGAUGACAUCACUGAGCGUGGACUGGACUCUGUACCAAACUUCUACUACAGAGAUGAUGGACUCAGGCUGUGGGAUAUCAUCCACAGGUUUGUGCAGGGACUGCUUGGACACUACUACAAGAAUGAUGCUGAGGUCCAGAAAGACUCCGAACUGCAGAGUUGGAUUCAGGAAAUCUUUGAACAUGGUUUCCUUUCCAAAGAUAGUGCAGGAUUUCCCAGAAAUUUCAACACCGUGGCUGAGUUGGUCAAGUUUGUCACCAUGGUGAUUUUCACCGGCUCAUGCCAACACUCUGCUGUCAACUCUGGACAGUAUGACUACGGUGGUUGGAUGCCCAACACUCCUACCUCCCUGCAACAGCCUCCACCCACCACAAAAGGGACAACGAGUAAGGCCACCAUGCUGCAGACGUUCCCCGACAUCAGCACAACAGUUCACGGCAUGAGCACCUUGUGGCUCCUCAGCAGGCAGUACUCUGACUUCAUCCCUCUUGGCCAUUAUCCAAAUAAGCACUUCACUGAGGAGAUUCCCCGCAAGUGGAUUCAUGAUUUUCAAGAAGACCUUAAACGUUUGAGUGAUGAUAUCAAAGCCCGAAAUAAGAGUCUGGACAUCCCAUACACAUACCUGGACCCAGCAGUGGUGGAAAACAGUGUGGCCAUUUGAAUAUCAGAGGGUGUGACCUCCUGAUCAACUGUUGGUCUAAUUCAACCUCACAUUAACAAUAAAGGAGGCAUGAUGAAAAAAAAUCUUUCUUUAGCUUGAGCUGAUAUUAAGAUGGAAAGCAAAAAUGUAAUGUAAUGCAAACAUCAUCAUUGUAUGCCAUUUUUAUGCAGCUGUAUUUCAUUGUGGUGUAAAAUUCUGUUUAAGCUUCUUACAUGUGAAAUCUUCUUACAAGAACUAAAUUUGGCAUUAUAUACUUAUGAGUUUCAUUUGACCAUUUCUUUAAUUCUUUUCAGUCUCAACACAAGAAUCAAUAAUUCAUGUAUUUUUUAGACCAACCUCUAUGAAUAUUUUGUAGCUGCAUGUAACCAAUACAAAUAGCAUGAUCUGUAUAUGAGCCUGUCUGUUCUGAGUUGUAGAAAACUAGAAAAAAAACAAAAACAAAAAAAAUAGUGGUUUGUGCAUUUGGUGAUUUAAUGUAUUUGUAUUUACCUUUCUUACAAGUUGUGUUCACUGUUUAAUUUCAAUUUAACUUUUUCAAUAUCUACAACAAAAAUCUUAUUAAAA